Messenger RNA from Metarhizium brunneum ARSEF 3297, 2055 nucleotides. RefSeq names its product Peroxisomal biogenesis factor 8 (gene PEX8). Lineage: Eukaryota; Fungi; Ascomycota; Sordariomycetes; Hypocreales; Clavicipitaceae. The record is from RefSeq and is a predicted model, not a curated record.
AUGCCGGCCGAUAGACUCCUCAAUACCGUCCUGCAGUAUUACCAGGACGUCCACGAUGCUGCCAAGACGGACCAAAUCAUUGGCAGCACCACCCAUCUGCUCACCCAGCUCUCCAACCCGCUCAACCUCGGGGUCCUUACCUCCCAGCUUCUCACAGCCCCAGCCAUCUGGCACCGAAACGACGGAGCGAAAACCGCAAUACGAAUAAUCAGCGUCUAUCACACCGCGGCUGUUCGUGUACGCGAUAACCAACUCGAGGGCUCCAAACCAGAAGGCCGUUCUGACGGUGGAGGUCUCCGAUGCGACGAAUGGACGCGAGCCGUAGUCAAGGGGGCCGAUGAGAGGUCAAGGCGAUGGCAGCACCUGCUUGUCUUGACUGGCGUCCUUAUGGGCAUGGAGGGAUAUGAUCGACACUCUUUGUCGAGAGCAUUGCGCAACACAUUGGAGCAGGCCAUUGUUAUGGCGGCCAAUCUCGCUCUAGAGGAAAAUGUCCAAGAUGGCCCUGCGGCUGCCGUGUCCGUUGUCACGGCGCUGAACUUUGCGUUUCCUAUAUUAUCUGAGUUUCACCGAGCUCAGAUCAACUGUGAUGCGUUGCUGCCGAUCGCUGUUUGGGCCAUUACUGGAGAGGAAGGCUUUUGCGAUGCGCAGUUUCUCAGAACAGUGAGUCAAGACACCACAUUGCAGCCCGGCCACGUCUUCUCCUGGCCCGAACGAUCCUCUUCAUGCCAGCUGUUGCGACAGAUGGAGAAGCAACCUUUAAUGGCGAACAUGGGCCCGCUCUCCAAGCUGGCAGCCUUUGCUGUGCAGCAUGCAACCGACACAACCGUGGUGAUGCAGGCGCAUGAUGCGCUGUUGGUCUUCACCACCAGAGUUUUCGAUGCAUGGCAAAAGAAUCGCCUUAGCGAGAUUGAUGCCUCCUUUGAAAGCUCUUAUUUGAGUCCUGAGACGGCGCAAACCACCUGGCCAUUGCUAUGGCAAGUCUUCAGGAAGCUCAUGUUCGGCACGACGGCUGUUCUGCAGGCCAUUGUUGCUCGCAGUUUGCUGGAUCCGCACAUGUUGGUGCCCGGCUUGGCUGCCAGCAUCGCCUCCAGGUCGUUGCAAAUCUUGCGGAACCUCUUCUUCAUCUCCAGCCGCAAUGGAAAUAGCUCGUUCCAAGUAUACACAUUCUCAUAUAUGACUUCUAUCGACGUGCUGAGCCGAGAUGGCCUAGCUACCGAGGCAUUUCUUCGAGAGAUUCGACCUGCCGACGCAAUUCUCAAUCCCUCGGCGAACCUUCAAAUGAAUCUCGAUUUAUUCUAUCUCAACGUGGCAGAACACCUGCCUCUCUCCCUCCCCACCGAGGCAUGCGAGCUGCUCAUCGUCAAGCCCGCAAUCGCAUACCUCUCCCAAGAAGGGCCCAUGUCUGCAUCCAAGACGGAAAUCUUCGAAUCCGCCCACAGCGCUAUUCUGUCCGUCCUCUCGUGUCCCCAACAUAGCGCACUCACCAUCAAGAUUACGCCUUUUUACAUUGUCAAAGUCUUCGACUCCUUCCCUCAGCAUAUAUCGCCCCGUCAGUUUAGAGUAGCCUUCAAGACCGUCAUGGAAAUCGUCUCCCCGCCUUUCCCCAUCGCUGCCAUGGAACCACACAUGUCGGAAACGCUGUUGGAUAUGCUCCGUACAAACACCAAGACCGCCAGCACGACGCUGCUACCCGCCUCCCCGGACGCUGUGUCACGCGCACUCGAGGAGACCAGGGAGGAGCCGCUUUCAGAGCAAAGCGCCCUUGUUAUGACGCUUGUGGAUUCUUUGCCGUUCCUGCCUCUGCCACUGGUAGAGGAGUGGUUGGCAAUAACUGCCCAGGCCAUGAACGAGAUUGAGGAUCCUCGGCUGAGACUGCCGGUUAAGAAGAGAUUCUGGGAUGUGCUCGUGAACGGAGAAAUGGACGUGGAGAGAUCAACGAUUGGGGUGGCGUGGUGGGGGACAAAGGGAGGCAGGGAGUUGGUGUUGUUUGGGGGCGCUCCUGAACCGCCCUUGAUGAGCGGUGCGUUGGGCAAGGACACGACGAGUCGGUUGUAG